This is a messenger RNA of Neolamprologus brichardi, 2631 nucleotides long. The record is from RefSeq and is a predicted model, not a curated record. NCBI's taxonomy places the organism in Eukaryota, Metazoa, Chordata, Actinopteri, Cichliformes, Cichlidae.
AUGACUUUCUACCUCCCACAGCAACAUGAUUGUAAGGAAAACUGUAGCCAGAAGAGGAACUCCAGUCUCAACCAGGAGGACACAGAUCUUCCAGAGACUAAAGAGGAACAGGAGGAAAUCUCCCUCAAUCAGGAAGAAGAGCAGCUUUCACUGAAGCCAAAAACCAAAGAUGUCAUCGUCUGGACUGGGCAGGAGCUGGACAUCAUGUGGAACCCUGAAGUAAAGUUGGAAAGAAUAGAUUUUCCACAACAUGACUGUAAAGAACAGGAGGAUCCUUCGCAGAUUAAAGGGGAACAGGAGAAACUCCGUACCACUGAAGAGGGAAAACCGCUUGAACAAAAGCAGGAGACUGAAACUUUUCCUGCUAGUGAAGAAAGUGACUACAGGGAACCAGAACCAAGCAGUGUCCUGCUCCUUUCUCACAACUCUCCUGUCACAGAUCAGUGUGAAAGCAAGGACAAUGACUUACACAGAAAUAAUUCGAAUCAAAUCACAGCAGACCCGAUGGUUACAAAUUCCAAGAAAGUACUUUCAUGUAGCACCUGUGGAAAGACAUUUAAUAGGACGGGAAACUUGAAUCGACAUAUGAAAAUUCACACAGGUGAGAAGCCACAUUCUUGUAGUACCUGUGGGAAAAGUUUUAGUUGGAAGUCAGACUUGACAAGACACAUGCGAAUUCACACAGGUGAAAAACCACAUUCUUGUAGUACCUGUGGGAAAAGAUUUAAUCGGAAGGAAUCUUUGAAAAUGCACCUGGAAUAUCAUACAAGUGAAAAACGAUAUUCCUGUAGCACAUGUGGCAAAAGAUUUCAUCUAGACACAAAUUUGAAUAGACACAUGCGAAUUCACCUAGGUGAGAAGCUGAAUUCUUGUGGCAUUUGUGGAAAAGGUUUUGGUCAGAAGACACGCCUGGAUAGACACAUGCGAAUUCACACAGGUGAAACGCCAUAUUCUUGUAGCACAUGUGGGAAAAGAUUUAAGUGGAAGGCGUAUUGGAAAAUUCAUAUGAAUUUUCAUACAGGUGAAAAAAAACAUUCCUGUAUCACUUGUGGGAAAAGAUUUCAUUUAAAAACAAAUUUAAAGAGACACAUGCGAAUUCACACAGGUGAGAAGCCAUAUUACUGUAGCACCUGUAGGAAAAGAUUUAGCGACGCAGCAAAUUUUGCAAGCCACAUAAAAAGUCAUACAGGUGAGAAACCACACUGUUGCAGAGGCUGUGGGAAAGGCUUUAUCCAUUUGUCAAGCUUGAUAAGACACAUGAGAGUCCACAGGGGUGAAAAACUUUAUUGUUGUAGCACAUGUGGAAAAAGCUUCAGUUCUUCGGUACAGUUGAAAAUGCAUAUGAAAAACGAUGCUAAGUUUCAUUCUUAGAAAAUGUUAAUGGUGUCUCUCGCUACAUGCACGUGUACAUUUGGUAAACAUAGCUUUUUCUAUGUGUUUUGGCUCUUCAUCCACCUUAAAUGAAGGGUGAAGAUUUUCUAAAGCUUAGUUUUUGUUUACAUGUGGAUUUUAAAAAAGCAUUUGAAAACAUGAGUUUGUCUCGUGUUCACCUUCAUCACUUUUUUCUAACGUCAUUGUUUUAUUAUUUGUAGGCUUUUGAUUGGUUGACAUAUCUUCAUGUUUUUAGAAAGGACCCCAACCCGACACACUGUUCCAUGUUUAUUUAAGAGUCUUUAUUGAUUUCAACACUGGUUUAUUGUUCUCUAGGUUCAGCACCUAGGUCCAUCAGCUUUCCAGCUGUCUUUGCUUCUGGUCUCUGACUUCACUAUAAAAAGGGGAGAAACCUCAUUAGUUCAUCGUGUGCACCUUUCCUUGCCACCUCCCUUGCACUACCCCUCCCCUGCAGCUGAGCCAGAGUCCACCUCUGACACAAUGUUGCUUAAGGCAUGGUCCUGAUAGUGCUUGAGAUAUUCUUUUGUGUGUUCAUGUGGUCAGAGCUAUUUCUUAAAAACAAACUCAGACAAAUCACUGUUUUAAAAAAAACUGCCCGUGUACAUGUGGAGGUAACCUUUAUUUAAAUCAGUUUUCUCUUUGAAAUUCAGUUUGAAGGUGUUUAAAGCACCGGUUCCAUUAACUGUUUGCCGACUUGCACCCUGCCUAAACUCCCAUUGGGUUUGUUUUUUUAAAAUGACAUUUAUACACUUAUUUUACCGAAUAAAACUUGAAGUAAUAUAAGUACGUCCAUGCUUUAAAUGCUACAUGGUCAUACUCUCCCACACUGCACUGUUGAUCUACACACGUCGGUUGCAGCCAUUUUCUCUCCAUCAUUUCUGCACAGAGAUCAGCUGUCAGUCAAACAUUAUGGGUGGUACCUCCACAUCUUCUAGUUGUUCUCUUGAUGUUUUGGACUUUUUAAAGGAGAUCUUUCCUGUGACUGUUUAUGGAGGCUAUCACUGCUCAUCAUGAGUUUGAUUUACAAAAAUAUUUCUCUAUCCUCUAAAUGUUUCUUGAAUAUUUGUUUUGAAAAAUGUCGACAUUUCUCUUUGAGUAUGGCAGACUGUGUGUGUUUUUGUUUUUUCAAAAUUAUCAAAUGAGGAAAAACUGUGAUUUUAAUGAAUUCAUAUAUUGUUUUGAUGUUUUAUUGUGUAAAUAAACUGGAAGGUUUAACUAUAAAUCAAACUUUGAACAAAG